GAUGUUGCUAUGAAACACAGUGGCGGAGCACUCGUUGCCACGACAGUGUGAGUCGGCACGUGACGCGACGCAACGCGACGCGACGCGACGCGCCGCGCCUGUCGAAUUGACGGUCGGUUUCUCGUAAAGUAGAAAAAAAAACCGGAAACAAGAAAACUCCUUUUUACGGAGCGAAACGGGGGACCGAGUACUACGCGAGUGUACCUACUCCAUUUGCCCGGAGAAAAUAUGAGUGUUCGCGAGCGCCGGUCCGGAGCCUACCUCGCACCGUUCACAAGCGCCUGGUGGACGCGUUGAAAACAAAAAUCGGAGUGCCACCUCCGGAGUGAGGGGGCCUUUGCCGAUUUAGCGAGAUUGGAAUUCGUGGCUGGACCCUUCCAGGCCGCGUCGGUGAGUCCCACGAUAAAUUCCUUUUCACUGGUGGUGUGGGCCCCCCUCAUACGAGGCAAUCCGGAUUGUAAGAAUCCGUAAAUCAAAGCGAAAGAAGGAAACAGGGGCGUAUGGGUAACACGAUUAUAUUAGGCACUUCGAAAAGAACCGGUCGGUCUCGGAAUUGUCUUGUUAAAGUGUGGGAACUAGCAAAAUAUAAUAUCCUAGAAAAAAUUUAUAGCUACUUUUGAUAAACUUUUAAGGAAAAGUAUAGUUCUAAAGUUGUUUCAUGUUAGAAUUUAUUUACACAAAUUUUUUAGUAGAUUAAACAUUCAGAGCAGAUGGAUAGUAAAUGCUUCUCUUCGUUUAACUUCGCGUGAAUUUCAAUUUAACUGAGCUGCAACUCGAGGAUUUAGUUAUAUAUCGUAGAUAUAUAAAGGCUGUAAGUUUGCAAUUCCAAUGCAUUUGUGUCAAAUACGCUGUGCAGUGCGGAAACAGAAAGUUUCUUGCGCCUCCGUCAACUCACUGCAAUGCACGCUCCGUUUCCCCCCUGUGCACAUGACAUCAUGUCUUGAAUAAAAAAUUUCUGAUUGUUGGAUAGGCCAAGGACGCAGCCGUCUGGUCAGCGCUAUCAAUAGAUAUCACUUUCCUUGAUUUCGAAAACAGAGUUCGGCUUAAAAAAUUCAAGAAUUAAUUCGACAGAGUAGACUUUCCUCGAUUCUUCGCAGUUCACGCGCACUCUUCCCGCUAGAUAUCUAUAAAACUAUAUAAGGUCUACAGGAGAUAUUUGCAUUCCGUUCGCGAGUGCCUGCAUUCUGGUCGACACUGACACGCUGAGCCGGACAUAGCGUGAAAUAGAAUACCGCCUUACGUCUCGCGCUCGGAAUGCACAUUAAAGCGUACAGGAAACUUAAAUCGGAUUUUUGUCCAUAGAAAGAGCAUAUUCUUGAACUGUCAUCAUCCUUUUGAUGCGGGAAUUCUUUCAUAGUUGUCAAAAGGAUUUAAAACUGAUUUUUUUUUAAGUCAUCGAUGACGAAUGCUUAAUUGUUUCGUGACUUUUCGAGAGCUUAUAAGAUAGAUGUUUACAUUCUUGGAAUAUAUACGUGGAAAUUAUAAAAUAAGCAAAAGAAUAAGACUGGCAGGACGGUAAAUGCGGUAUGACGACGUGAUGAUGGCAACGACCUGAAGAGCUCUGUGCAAUCCAGUCACGAUUCUCGGUGGAGGUCGUGACCUUGCCGAUAUGCAGGAUACGAGGGAUAACACGCGGAAUAUGGGCGAUAGUCCUUCGUGUUCAUUGGGAAUCUCGAUAACGUUGUGCUAGUUCCACAAACAUUUAUCAAACAUGUUUCAUAAGGAAAAUGGAUAAAUCAGAUAAGAUCGAUUUGUCUUGCAUUUGGGAGCAAAUUAGUAGAGCAAGCGCGAGUACAAAGAUUGUAAAUCAAUCGUCGUCGAUCUCCAAACAUUUAAUUUUACGAGACGAGGAGAUAUAUCUUUCUCUAAAGCGGCGUCUGCAGUGAGACUUGAGACUUAAGAUUUAAGAAAAUUGAUCAAUCGUUUAUUCUUCUUACGUGAGAUGAAUAAUCGACUAUGAUUGGUCAAUUUUUUUAUAUCUUAAAUAUUAAAUCUCAUUGUAGACACCAAAUUAGGAGAAAAAGCGACUCUAACACAAUAUAUUACUCCAGAAUGAAUUUCGCCACGUCGCUAGAGAUUCGCUUUGCAAAUGGAUACUUUUGAGCGCAAACCUGGAUCGAUUUGACGAGCCGUUCUCGCCCAUUGUUGUGCUCCAUGAAUUGUCCGUUGCGAGCAGCUGCCUACGGCCUAUAUGGUGCCGUACGUCUCUUACGCCGAACAACGUUUUUAACAAUGCAUCGCGAAGCGCGCGGUUCCGCUCUGCGAAUCUCCCUUUUCGCAGAUUUUCCUGUAGAGGAUAGUUUGAUCGGGAAACUUUCGCGAAAUCUUGGAAAGCUUGUAGUAAAGUUUACACGUGGCACGAGAAGUAUCCAUACUUUACUUUACCUGUUAUACGUAAUUUAUGUAUUUUACGGUACGUAAAUUAAAAGAAAUUUACACGUUGUAAGCAAUCGUUUAUGUUUCUAACUCUAAAGCAGUCGUCGUCGGACGCUGUACAAAUACGCAAGUCUCGUCUUCUUGAUCUCGUCUUCGAAUUCGUCUCGUUCUCCAAUGCUGACAGUGAAACCCGCUAAAAAAAACGUACCACCCAACAAUUUAACGUCAUUUAUUUCUAUUGCCUUUAUACGGGCCGUUACGUCAUGCCGAUUUCUCCGCCCUUCGUUGCCGCGCGUUUCUCGUUUCGAGCCGCAGCUAUAUGCAAAAGCGAGGAGAACUUUCCGUUUUCACUAUAUAUAUACGAAAAAAUUUCUCGCCGAAAUUUUUCGACGCGACGACACGCAAAAAGGACGCGCAACCAAGAAAUGCGAAAUAAAAACGGAUCAAUAAUGUAAUCGAUGUAGCGAGCGUUACGAAUACCGGCUCGGAAAACCAGUUAUACUUCGUUAAACAUGCUACGCUGUUUCUCAAAAGGUUCGUAACGCCGGUAGAUCGACCUUGAGAAUAAAAGCCUCCUAAACAUAUAUGAUUUAAUGCAUUAUGCUCGUUACGACUUGUGUUUCCACAGUACUUUCGCUUAGGCUGCUCAGCAGCGUAAAAUACUUGCCUUGAGGCCUCGAUAACGAGGCGGUUAUUUUUCUCUCUUUCUGAUUUUAUAUACCUAAUAUUCUAACCGAUCUAAUACAUAUCAUUUAAAUUUACCGAGAGGCGCGGCGUUAAUCGAUGUCGAUUAUAAAUCGCGUGCAGCGCAAGCCGGAUUCUACGUCUGCCUACGUAAUCUCGUUCGGAAAACGAGUGGGAAUAUUUUGUUUGGGUGGAAAGUAAAAAAACGAGCCUACGCGCGCGCUCCUCGUACUCGGGCAGAUACUAUUUUUAGAAAAAGAAAGGAAUUAAUGAAAAUGGAAAAUUUAAAAGACACAUUCAAGAUAAAUAAUUGAAGCUGAAAAAAAAACCAGACAUGCUUAUUGCAACUCGUUGAAAACAACUCGUAAUGGAUACAAUAGAGGAAUUAACAUAAUAGACAUGUUGUUAUGUCAGCAAACGUUAGUUAAGCUAUCCAUCAAGAUCGAAAGCGCACAAAGCGAAACGGACAAAUAAUUAUUUCGUAUAGUACGCUCCUACCCUGCUAUUCCGCCGUUUUUCGAUAAACAUCUUGAAUGUCUAUAAGCACUACAUUGGCGUUAAUACAGCUCGACGGGAAGCUGUUCAAAGGGUCUGCAUAUACGAGAGAAACGGGGGAUAAAAAAAUGAAGCUGAAGAAGCCAGACGGAGAGGAAGAUGCGGUUGCCAGGCAGAUGUCGCCGCCAGACGAGCGAAACUGGCGAUUCGUGAAACGAUUCGCACGAACGAUUGUCACGCGAUAGCUAGAUAUUACGUAUAUAUGUAUGUGUAUGUCUGUGGGUAUGCAUCUCUUGCAUCUUCGUUUCAGUCAUGUAUGUACAUCGGGGCUGCAAAUGGUUCCGAGUUGGCUCGGGUCCCGCUCCUUCGCCCUACAUCAUCGCUUUCCUUUAAAUCGUUAACCGCGCUGUAGAUGUUAGACGCGUUAGGUUCUACAUCGCUUGGACUCAAUUGCCGCAAAUUCAGACAAUUACCCGUGCCUCUGCUAUCGAUGUAGCGCGGCUGACCGGCUAACAGGCGAGCUGUCUUCGUCAAUGACAAACUCCGCACGGUUCGAUCCUUAUCGGGUGCGCCUGCCGUUUACAGUAAAAACCGAUUGCGCGUCUCUUCUCUUUCGAGACACGCGCGCGAUCGCGCUAUCCGGCAUCACACACAAGUCGACAAACGCAUUGACGGUAUAUUUUCGUCUCCGUUCUCCUUCUACUUAAAUAUAAUUUUCGCGGAGCCGCCGCGAAUGCCGGUAAACGGUAUUGAGCUAUUCAUGAAUCUUUCAUAUACCGUGACAAAAUCGCAUGAGAACACCUCGGGACGCCUCGCGCCACGAAGCUUGCACAUAUGCGAGCCGCAGCAACGGAUGUUCUAUAUGCGGCAGAACGGAACGGAGCGGAUAGGGCCGGACGCGGAGCGCUUACGCGCUCUCGGUACCUGACACGAACGUGCUCCUUCCUGCUAAAACGGUUUCUCUAAAUAAACCAGCAUCCGUCGAAGCUCAAAGCUCGAAGAAAGGGUAAUCCCCCCCCCCCUCCCCUCCGUCGCCCUCAGCCCAGUCUGAUCCCUUUAUAUUGUUCUUUCAAUUCAGAAUUUUGUAAGAGACUUAUCGUUUCUACCGAGACUUUCGCAUUUAAAGCCACUCUCUACAAAUAAAAUCGUUUUCAUUGUGAGAGCAUUAAGACGCUGACACCAUUGAUCCAUUUAUCGGAAAUAAAUUCGUAACAAUGACUAGAUACUGUAUUUUUAACCUGUCUCGACUUGACACCAUACUGCCAAUCAUCUCUAAAAUUUUUUUUUCGAUAGUACAGAAGGAACGUUUCAAGCGAAUAUCAAGUUGGUCCACCCAUCUCGCAAACGAUAAAGAUAAAAGCCUCGUAUCUCUGUAGGCGUCGCGGAUGGCGGGGCAUCUUUGUAAAUCAUUCCGCGUGUGGCGGCAACUGACGUCAUCGGUAAACGUUUAUACUGACGCGUUAACUGUCACUAAUAGAGAGCAAACCGUUGACCCAUUGAGACAAGCUCCACCGAAAAAAAAGUAUGUCGGUGCGCCGCCGGCAGCGCGGGCCGGAUUAAUUAACUCACAUCAUUCCCCGUUGCGCUUGUUUACGCAAACGCGGAAAAUUCGCGCGCUUUCCUCGCAAGAAUCACAACUGCGCGGCUCUAAUCUAAUCUAAAAUUAAGAUACCUAGGUGUAAUUUGCGCGAGAGGCGUGACUACAUGUUUUUUUUAUCAAAACUUACGUUAUCAUCUGUGUGUUAUCGUCUCGCGUGCGGGCAAACAUUUGCGUUCGCCAUUUGCCUGCCCCGCGUCUUGCUACCUUCGUAUAUCUCUUUACCUUUUAGGCGCGCAAGAGAUCUCGCGCUACGUAUUUACGACCUGUUGUGCGCGAUAUGAAAAAAUAUUUUAUCCAUACGAAAAAGACGCGACGGAAAAAAGAUUGCCAUCGAGAAACGGGCGAAAUGAGGUGUCCAAGGCCGUUAGUACCAACUGUAUUUGCAGACGAAUUUAAUAUGUUGUCAGAAGCUGGUGACGGUAUAGCUGCAAACUCGCGAGGAAUUUGCUCUCAUUUAUUUUCAAUUUGCCAAGUUUAUCUUUGUAAAAAUUAUUCGAGAUUCUUGAUAUUUCACAUAUCACUAUGCACGCGGAUCUUUCAAUAAUUCUUUUCUCUCUCCUUAAGUUUAAUCAUUUUAAGCAUAUUCUUUUGAUAAAUAUAAAUCAGAUAUCUGGAUUAUAAAUGUACUAUACUGAGAGAAAUGUUUGGUAUUUGUGACUAUAAUUGCAUACAAUAAUUAUAGUUAAGAGCUUCACUUUUAUAAUUAUUACUGUUAUAUAUAAAUAUUAUAUACAAACAAAUAUAUAAAAUUGACACCAAAAAUGAUUAUACAUUAUAGUUAAAUGAUGAUAACUGCAGCCAUUUUCUUUUUAAUCUUGUAUUAUUAAUUUAGAAUUUUCCAAUCUUUGCCUACAUCUCUUCAUACAUUUCCACUAUCAUUGGUUCACCUGCAUGCGGGCAGGUGUCUAUAAUACGGUUGGAACGGAGUCACGCGAGAGCGGACUUGCAAGGACGAUACACCUGCACUUUCGGUGCCUUCACUGGUUUUAAUUAAGUGUCAUUUGUAACGUAUUUAUGUAUAUUAAUGAUAGUGGCUUUUCUGAUAGAAUUGUAGCAUCCCUUUCGCGAUUGUCAAUGCUUUAAAAUUUAAACGGCGAAUACAAGCGCGUGCUGGAUCUCAUCGAUUUUAACGCGCUCGAUUGUAUCGCAUGCGCACGCGUUGUUUAUUUAUCGGGUAUCUUAUCGAAUGCUCCAGUCUGGUAUUCCGACCACGAGGCACGAGAGACAGCGCGAAUAUCGAUCCGGCCACGAUUUCCAAGAGCGCUCGUUCGCGCGCGCUCCAGACAACGAGAUUGAGCUGCGCAAUAAGCCGAUGACCUACCAGAUUUCCAACGUUGACCUAUCAGCAGUCUUCGUUAGCAUUCGCGAGAAGAGACGAUGUCGCGAUAUUCAGUAUGUAUACGCAAGAGAGCCCGGGGAUAAUGAUAAGACUCCUGCUUCCUCAUAAAGAUCUCAGCUUCGAGCUAAGAAAUUCAACGAAACCCGACGUCUUAAUCGUCGGCUUUAAAUUACUCGCCGAUGAAAUCCGAGGAGGUGUAAUUUAAGCAGAUUGUGGGUGUAGUGCACGAUCGUACCUAUACGCCACGAGUUGGCCGUUUAGUCGUUCAACCGCAAGGGUAAACCACUAAAAUUUCAUGUAUGAAAUAUAUCGUAUGAUGCUAUAGGCAGCAGUAAAGUGAACUCAAUAGAAGGAAUUCAUUCUCUAGAUUUAAAAUCGAUUUUUCUCUUGUAAAGAUAUUUCUACACUUUUUUAGUAUCAAUUAGUACGAUAAAUUUUUGUCAAUAAUGUAGAAAUAUAAGAAUUAUUUUUAGAAAUUAGAAAAUCCCAAACCACGUCCAAAGAUUUCCCUUUUUACUCAUAACAUGAGUUUGCAAAGAAAUAAUUUUAUUAUUAUGUUAUACUCCAUUUUCUAUUGUUGUUUUCGCUGCACAAGCAACUUGAAACAGAAAUUGCAAAUGGGAUGCAUUACUUCCUCGUGGUCAGACGCGUUAGCAAAGUUCAACGGGACGGCCUAACGCGUAAUGCGCUUAAUUAAAGUUGUUUCAACUCGUUAAGAUCCUUCACAUGAGAUGAACAACCCUAUAAACGGCAUGCGAGUACACCGUCAACUGCAACGAGCAUGGCGAGCAUAGCGGCCGCCGGUCUCGAGGUGCACGAGGCGGGUCGGGCGUUACGCGUGCAAACGGAAACGCCGCAUCUCGUCUCCAUGGGAAGCGGUCGACUGUCGACGGCCGUGACUUUGCAUCCUCUCCCCGAAGGUAAGAUCACGCUUGGAUCAAACCGAGAUGCGGACAUUUUGGUGGCUGGUACCGGCGUCGAACCCGUGCACUGUGCCAUCGAGAACAAUAACGGCGUGGUCACUUUGUACCCCAUAAAUGGCAAUACAUUUGUCGAUGGUGUACCGAUAAAUUCGCCAGUGAGACUCGCGCAAGGUUGUAUGCUAUCGAUAGGUCGAUCGAACUACAUGCGUUUUAAUCAUCCAGCCGAGGCUAAACACCUACGAUCUGUCUUUCCCCACUCGAGAAUCUCAAUGGCGCCGAUAAGUUUCGCUCUUCCUGACGGCCAGUCGCAGGAAAAUCAUCACUUAGAGCGAAAGCCACCGGUCGCACCGCGAAAAUCUCCCAGGAAUUCUUGUUCCGACGACGAGACGAUGGGUUUUCUGAGCAAGCUGACCAAGUUCGAGAUGCUGUCGAAGCAAAACAGAACCAACUGCGUCUCGCCGAAGGUCUUUCCCGUCGGUGCUCUCACGACGAAUGUGCCAGCCGACCAAAUCCUCGGGCAUUCGAGAUCGUCGAGUUUGGUAUCUUUGACGAAGUCCCCGAUGAACGGUUUCACCGUGAAUGGUAACGUCGAUUCGGUAUCGCAAAACACGAUCAAUUAUCCCGAUCAGCGAUCGGACUCGCGCCUCAGUACGUCAACUCGAUCGAACACGGUCAAUGCCCAGUGCCAGAAUCACAAUCAGAUUAGAAUGUACUCGGCGGAGACGUGUCUAAAAACGUGCAAGCCGUAUCACGAGAACAGCAACAAGAACGCGCGAUCGCCGUCUUUCGGGAUGACUCCUGCGAAGAUCGUCGCCGCUCGAAGCGACGACCUGAUGUCUCGAAGUAUGACCUGUCAGAGCUCGAACGAGCUCGACCAUCUCGUCGACAGGGACUUCGACAUGAGCCAAAGCCUUAUCGUCACGAAAACGACUACCACGGAAUUUCUGCAACUGGAGAAAUACGGAUCGAAUUCGAGUAUCUGCAACGCCAACACCGGCGGAGACGCCAACGUCGGAAUCUUGAGGCCGUCCACCGCUCACGGGUUCGGCUCGAAUCCAAAUGUUAAGCGAAUACUGCCACCGAGCCCGGCAUUUAAUCGUAAUCCGAGGUAUAGCGAGCAAAAGAGAGUUUACGCGAGGGUCAAGAGUCCUACCCCGAGUGUCGGUAGCAAUUGCUCCCUGGAAGAAUUGCGAGAAAGGCAAGCCGACGCGGAGAAUAAACGCAGAGAGGCGGAGACCAAGCGGAAACAGGCGCAGGAAGAGAGGUUGCGGGAGCAAGAGGUCGAGAGACAAGAGAAAAUGAGGCUCGAGGAGAUCUUGGCAAUGUGUGCCGAGUACGAAAGACAAAGCACCGUUGAAAAGCCGAGGCAGCCUAAUCGGAUCAUAACGAAUGGAUCUCUUCCGCGUGACAAGAGACUCGGCUAUUCUUCUUCUUUCGACAGUCCGAAGAGCCCGUCGAAAAAUCAACCGCAUUUCUCCUUCGACACUGGCAAGCAAACUAGUUGGGGUACCUCGUCGUACGAGAAUAUAUCCGUGCAAAAUUCUAAAGUUAUUUUCCAAAAUGGCAAUUCGCCGGCCAGUCGUAAGGAUCAGUCGGCACAAGUUGAAAAUCAGUCGUGUGUCGUUUCCGCAGGAUCACCACGCGCAGCUACAUCGAGUAACAGUCAAUCGGCGAAGUACUCUAAUGCUCACAAUACGAAUGGCAAUUGCAGCUUCUCAGGUUCGAUUUCUCGUGGCGGCAACUACGAAAACGUUAUCGUCAGCAAUAAUAAUAAAAAGAGCGACAGUUAUAUUGAAGGAACGGGAAAUUACCCGAGGACUGAUGACGAUACCAAAGGUCCGCCGUCCACGUACGGAACGAUUCGACUGAACGGAGCGAAAAUCGAACCGCAGCAGGCGCAGCAAAACGGGAAUGCGAAUAUUUACGAAAACGUCGUAUUAUCCCCGCGGAAUAAUAAUCAGAAUCAUUCUAUGCCAAAGAAAAACAACCAGCUGUCAACCUCGUGCGAGAUGAUAGAAAAUAAACUGGCCAUCUCGAACGACGACCUCCUCGAGGCGAUCGAGCAGUUAUCUAUGCUCUCGAAAUCCAAAGAGAUCUGCGUGACUCCCAAGCGAAACAAUUCUGAAAAGGACAAUGCAAAGUCCAACGAAGCGAAAGCCGACAAGGAGAGAAAGCAGUUGGAAGAGGAGGACAGGAAGAAGUACAUAGAAUUUUUGCAAAACGAGAAAGUGCACAUUCUCGGCAACAUGGAUGCUUUGAAGAGGAGCGUCGCCGAAAUUGAAAUUCAAGAGGAAGAGAUUAAUAGAGAGCUCGAGCUGGAGAAAGCACUUUUGUCCGCGGAGUAUGAAUCGGAAUCCCUGAAGCUCACGCAGGAUGAAGGAGAGAAGAUAAAGGUGCAAAUGCGAAUAAAUGAACUGGAGAGAGAAAUGGCGGAGGAUAAUGCGGGUCAUUCGAAUUUGCAAGCUGAAGCAAAACAACGUGUUCAAAAGGUACAGCAGGUUUGUGCUCGGCUAGACGAACAACUGGCCAAUUGCACGGAUGAAAUUAUGCAGCAGAAUAUUGCUGACAAGUUAACGGCGCAGCAAGACGUCUUAGAGAGCGAAAGAAAGGCUUUCGAGGACUUGGAGUUUCAUCAUCUCGAAGAAGAGGCGAGUAAAUUAGCCACGAGAGAAGAGCUACAAAGAUAUUUGAGCGAUCUCACAAGCAAGAUCGAAGGCAGAAAAUUGCAAUUAACUCAUCUGGAAUCGCAGCGGUCCGAGAUAAAGAAUGCGGCGACCAAAGAGGCUAAAAGUCUGGAGAGACAGAAAUUGGGACAUUUAAAGCGACUGGAGGAAGCACGAAAUCGAGUACGAGAGAUAAAUGAAGAGCUCGGCUAUCUGGCUCAAAACUCUGCUGAAUAUUCUGAAGAAAAACGAUCUCCGAGUAGAGAAGACUUUGACAGAAUCUCUAGAGUGACCAAUGAUUCUCCUAUUGUAAACAAUCAAGGCAGCUUAGGAAGAAAAACGAUCGAAUCAUUAAAGGAAAUCGAGAGAAAUCGGCAGCUUCAUUUAGCUAAGCAAGGGAGUCAAGUAAUCUCGGAGGAGAGGCGUAGAGUCGAAGAAUUGAAAAGGCGCGUGCAGGAUGAAGUUCGUUCACAAUGGGAAGAAAGAAAAAUGAACUGUGCGUCUUUCAACAGCGUUGAAUCUGGUGAAGAAUCUUCCAGUUAUUCCACUGGACCAACAGAAAGCGGUAGCGGAAGCACCGACGGCGCGGAAGGUGGAAACAGCGAAAAAUUAUCCCCUAGCAAACUUUCGGAACUUACUUCACCCAGUCCAGGACCGUCGAAUAACUCUUAUAGUUUACUUCAAAAUGACAACAUGAGAGACGACAGGAGAACAUCGAUGGAAGGUGAGAGACUUAGCGACAAUAGUGGUGGUGGUGGCGGUGAUGGUGGUGGAAUUAUCGACGGAAAUGGAAGCCGCCCCCUUUCGCAGACAUCUAGCGAGAUGGAUACCCUUGGACCAUUGCAACCUGUCAAACAUCGCGAAAAGGCAAAACUUCAGAGGCCGCUCACGAGGCACCUUCCGAUCAAGUCGGAAUCCCUGGAUCUAAGGCAUCAUAUAGAAACUGCUGGGCAUCAGUUACCUUUGAUUUAUGAUGUUACGGUCGACACGACGAGUUGCAGUGGUUAUUUAUCAAAGAUGAGCAAAAAGUUUCAUCACUGGAACAAACGAUGGUUCGUUUUUGAUCGCAGACGGAAGACAUUAUCUUACUACAGCGAUAACACUUCCAGGAAGGCUCGCGGCGUAAUUUAUUUCCAGUCGAUCGAAGAAGUCUAUGUGGACCAUAUGAACACUGUCCGAUCGCCGCAACCUUCCCUCACGUUCAUCGUCAAGACUACGUCUAGGCUUUAUCAUCUUAUGGCACCCAGCCCAGAAGCUAUGCGCGUUUGGGUGGACGUUGUGUUCACUGGUGCAGAGGGAUAUCACGAGUUUGAUCACGGUGUUUGAUUUAUGCUUAUUUAUAAACCAAUUUCCAUGAUGCAAAAUCAAAUUUUCUAAUUUGCCGUGACACGAAUAUGAUGAUUUCUUGGUCUUUAAUAACAAUAACGAGAAAUUAUUUCAUAAGGAAUUAUACCUAAAAUCUCAGAACGCGAUUCUUGACUAAAAACACAAAUGAAUAAUGCAUAAAGUACAGAGAUAUAAAUUAGAAAUAACAAUUAUUUUUUUAAAUCUCUUUUGGAAAUGUCUAAUAAUUUUACGUUAUAAUAGAAAAUUUUUCUACAUUAGAUAAUAUUCCUUAUUAGAUAGCAUUUCUAUGUAUCUUUAUGAAAAACGAACACGAUAAUUAGAAAAAAAA
Molecule: messenger RNA, 11755 nt
Organism: Wasmannia auropunctata (little fire ant)
Lineage: Eukaryota; Metazoa; Arthropoda; Insecta; Hymenoptera; Formicidae
Product: pleckstrin homology-like domain family B member 1
Exons: 13
Coding region: 7276-11406 (1376 amino acids)
Molecular function (GO): protein binding
Source: RefSeq, a predicted model, not a curated record